GAGGAGAGAGAGAGAAAGGGAGUGUACACAAGUGUGAGUGUGUGUGUGUGGGAGAGAGAGAGGGAGAGAGAGAGAUGUGGGGUGUGUCUUCAACAAUUAGUUCCUCAAGGAAGUACAACUGAAAUUAUCUUGAAACAGAGUGACGAGCACUGACUGGAGAGGCACGGAGGAUUUCUGUUUGUUUUUCACCCAGUCAAAACUUGGGAUUCUAUUGAUCCAGCGCUUCAUGUUGACCACCUGAGCCACGUGCAGAACUGAGGGAGACAUCUGACCGAGAGGAGGGAGGGGAACCACAGAGAAACAGCAAUGGAGUCUUUUAGCUCCAAGGACAUGGCCAUGAAGGCCCAGAAGAAAAUCCUCAGCCAAAUGGCCAGUAAGUCUGUGGUGCAGAUGUUCAUCGACGACACCAGCAGUGAGAUCCUGGAUGAGCUCUACCGUGUCUCAAAGCAGUACACUGGGAACAAGACAGAGUCCCAGAAGGUCAUCAAGGACCUGAUCAAGAUCGCUGUGAAGAUUGGAGUACUCUUCCGCCACAACCGCUUCACUCCAGAAGAGCUGAGUCUCGCCCAGAACUUUAAGAAGAAGCUGCACCAAGGUGCCAUGACUGCUAUAAGCUUCUAUGAGGUGGACUUCACCUUUGAGUGUAGUGUGAUUUCGGAGAUCCUGACUGACUGCCGGGAUAUUCUCCUGAGGCUCGUGGAGAAGCACCUCACACCCAAGUCCCAGAUGCGCAUCACCCACGUCUUCAACCACUACUCUGAGCAUGAACUGCUGACAGAACUUUACAAACAUAAUGGCCCUUACAAACCCCACCUCACAAACAUCUGCAAUGGCCUAAACAAACUGUUGGAAGAGGGCAAGUUAUGAGAGUGCCAGAUCACAAAAUGACUUUUCUCAUGAGGCAGGUUUGCAUGCAACAGCUGUGCACUGAAACAGACAAAGUUGCAUCAAGACAAACAUCCUUACUCGCAUUACCAACUAUGACAACAGGGCCCAGUUUGUGUAUGUACCAUGGCCUUGUGUGUAAAAUAAUGUAUGUACAUAUUACAUAUUCAAUAUCAAAUCUAACUCCUUAAAUAAUUAUCAACAAAGGUCAUUAUCUGAAGACAAACUGUCUAAGCUUAAGUUUUAAACAUCAUUUGUUGGGUUUUCUUUUUUUCUUUUUUUUGGCUCAGUCUUUGUUCACAGUGGAAUCUCCGUCCUCCAUGUAUCACACUGAGGCCAUUUACAAUUAGAUCAUGAAAUACAAAUUAUUGUGUUCCUUCCUAAA
Messenger RNA from Sardina pilchardus (European sardine), 1270 nucleotides. Its product is annotated as tumor necrosis factor alpha-induced protein 8-like protein 2. Bases 307 to 867 code for a protein of 186 amino acids. NCBI's taxonomy places the organism in Eukaryota, Metazoa, Chordata, Actinopteri, Clupeiformes, Clupeidae. Gene Ontology annotation, cellular component: cytoplasm. Gene Ontology annotation, biological process: regulation of apoptotic process. The transcript is spliced from 3 exons. The record is from RefSeq and is a predicted model, not a curated record.